This is a messenger RNA of Acytostelium subglobosum LB1, 1671 nucleotides long. RefSeq lists its product as hypothetical. Bases 1 to 1671 code for a protein of 556 amino acids. Gene Ontology annotation, biological process: glucan catabolic process. Lineage: Eukaryota; Evosea; Eumycetozoa; Acytosteliales; Acytosteliaceae. Gene Ontology annotation, molecular function: hydrolase activity, hydrolyzing O-glycosyl compounds. The transcript has 2 exons. The record is from RefSeq and is a predicted model, not a curated record.
AUGAAUGGAACGGAAGGAGCGGAACGGACUAGGACAAACAAAACACCGCUGAUCAUCGAUGGUAAUGCUGCCACACCAUCAAACGAAGUGUCAUUGAGUGGAUUGCGAGUGGCUGGUAACAAGAUAGUGAAUGGUGAAGGCAAGGAGGUGUUCCUGAGGGGCGCAAAUCGUCCCGGUACUGAAUACUCUUGUGUCCAGUUCAAAAAGGUGUUUGAUGGACCUGUCGACGAUAAACAUAUCAACGCCAUCAAGGAUUGGAAUCUAAAUGUGAUCCGUGUGCCACUAAACGAGGACUGCUGGCUGGGCAAGAAUGGCAAGGAGACUACAUACUUUGGAGCAGGCUACAGAAAUGCCGUCACCAACUACGUAACAUCACUCACCGCCAAGAACUUUGCGGUGAUCCUCGAUCUACAUUGGGUCGGAGAUGAAGGUGGCAAGAUGCUCGCAACCAAACAGAUCCCAAUGCCCAAUCGCGAUCACUCACCAAGCUUCUGGAAGUCAGUUGGCAAGACAUUCAAGUCCAACUCACGUGUGAUAUUCGACGCCUACAACGAGCCAUAUCCAUAUGGCAAUGCAUGGGACUCAGAGGCCGCCUGGCAAUGCUGGCAGAAUGGUACCGAGUGUGGACCAGACCUGACUUACCCUGCAGCUGGCAUGCAGCAAUUGGUCGAUGCCAUCCGUUCAUCUGGUGCACCAAACAUCAUUCUCCUGUCUGGCAUUCAGUACGCCAGCUCCUUGACCAAGUUCGAGCAAUACCUACCAGAGGACUCGCUAUCCCAACUGGUGCCAGCAUUGCACGCUUACGACUUUAACUACUGUCGCUCCAAGGGUUGUUGGGACGUCUACCUUAAGCCAAUGCUCCAGAAGUUUCCCUUGAUCGCCACUGAGACUGGACAGAAGGACUGCCUGUCAGAUUUCACCCAGGACUUUAUGCACUAUUGUGACCAGAACAAGAUACAUUACUUGGCGUGGUCAUGGAUGGUGGCCAACUGCAGUGAUCCAGCUCUGCUCAAGACUUGGAACGGAGAGCCAUCCAACUUUGGAAAGGGCUACAAGUACCAUACAGUUACCAUUGGCAAGGGCAAGGAUCCAUUCUACACCGACACCUUUGACAUAUUCAAUGACAAGGCUACACAUUGGGUCGAUGACUGGUCAUCCGCAGAGCACGCCUUCAACUGCACAGCACCAGUGUUCGAGGGCAAGUACUCGAUCUCAUAUGAGCCAAAGAAGUACAAGUCCAUCUUCUUCAUGUGUUGGGGAUGUAUCAGCACGACACUUCACCGCACUGUUGAGUUCUACGUGCAUGGUGGUCAUGAUGGUGGCCAAGACGUCCAGUUCCAGCUUGUAAACCUCAACGAGGACCAGACGGUCAAGGUCCAGCAUCAAUACUCUCUGGCAUCACUGAUAGGCACAGACGUGCCAGCAGGCAAGUGGUCCAAGGUGGUGGUCAAUAUGGAGGAUCUAGCCAAGGGCACGACAUUCGAUGGUAUCCAGUUCAUUCCCAACUCUGACCAGCCCGAUAUGUACCUGGAUCAGAUCACAGUUCGUGCCUACAUCGAUCCCAAGCCACCUGCAGACACUGGCGGAUCACAUGCAUUCAAAGUCAAACCAUUUCAUGCCCUCUACAUAAGCAGUGCACUUCUGGCUUCAUUGAUCGCUGUAUUAUUCUAA